CAUGCGUCACAGCAAGCUCAACUUGAGAAAUUCAUCUUGUCCAGAAGAGCUACCAGAACUAGCAGCAGUGAGGCUGUCUACAUGGGUCUGGUGUCAGUGCAUGUCAGGAGCAGCCUCCAAGCAGGGUACUCAGGCUCCGACCAGAGCGCUGUGAAGGCGGCCGAUAAGAUCCCGGCGCUGCCAGGCCAGCCGGAGGGCGUCGACUUCGACCAGUACGGCGGGUACGUGACCGUCGACGAGAAGAACGGCCGCGCGCUCUUCUACUACUUGGUGGAAGCGCCGCAGGAUGCGUCGUCGAAGCCGCUGCUCCUGUGGCUUAACGGAGGGCCUGGAUGUUCGUCGCUUGGGUUCGGAGCAAUGCUAGAGCUGGGUCCAUUCCGCGUGAACAACGACAACAGAACACUCAGGAUAAACAAGUAUGCCUGGAACAAAGAGGCUAACGUGAUCUUUCUGGAGUCGCCCUCUGGUGCCGGAUUUUUCUACUCCAACACAUCAUCUGACUAUGAUGAGAGUGGCGACUCCAAGACCGCCGAGGAUGCCUACAUAUUUCUCGUCAACUGGCUCGAGAGGUUCCCUGAGUACAAGACGCGGGCCUUCUAUAUCUCUGGGGAGAGCUAUGCUGGCCACUACGUUCCACAACUAGCUGCCACCAUCCUUAGUCACAACUUGUACAACAACCGAACGAUCGUAAACCUUCAAGGCAUCUUGGUUGGCAAUGGCAACCCAUAUCUGGAUCAGUAUAAAAACGUGAAGGUCGUAUCUGUAACUGAUACAUAA
This is a messenger RNA of Setaria italica (foxtail millet), 777 nucleotides long. RefSeq names its product serine carboxypeptidase-like 28. The record is from RefSeq and is a predicted model, not a curated record. NCBI's taxonomy places the organism in Eukaryota, Viridiplantae, Streptophyta, Magnoliopsida, Poales, Poaceae. Gene Ontology annotation, molecular function: serine-type carboxypeptidase activity. Gene Ontology annotation, biological process: proteolysis. Gene Ontology annotation, cellular component: vacuole.